Messenger RNA from Spathaspora passalidarum NRRL Y-27907, 1121 nucleotides. RefSeq lists its product as uncharacterized. Gene Ontology annotation, molecular function: oxidoreductase activity, acting on the CH-OH group of donors, NAD or NADP as acceptor. The record is from RefSeq and is a predicted model, not a curated record. The coding region runs from base 52 to 1047 and encodes 331 amino acids. The transcript has a single exon. NCBI's taxonomy places the organism in Eukaryota, Fungi, Ascomycota, Pichiomycetes, Serinales, Debaryomycetaceae.
AUAAACAUCAAUCCUCUAUAAUCAGAAUAAUAAUAAAAAAAAACUUCCACAAUGACUGCCACUACUGUUUUCGUUUCCGGUGCUAACGGUUUCAUCGCUAGCCAUGUUGUCAAACAAUUACUUGAAAAAGGUUACAAUGUUGUUGGAUCGGUUAGAUCCGCCUCCAAGGGUGAUAAGUUGAAAGAAUUGACUAAAUCAGAUAACUUUUCCUAUGAAGUUGUUCCUACUCUUGAUGCCGAAGGUGCCUUUGAUGAAGCCCUCAAGAGACAUCCUGAAGUCACUGUUUUCUUGCACACUGCCUCCCCAGUUACCUGGGAAGCUACUGAUUUCGAAAAGGAAAUCAUCCAACCAGCCAUCAAAGGUACCAAGAAUGCUCUUGCUGCUAUUAAGAAAUACGCACCUCAAAUUGAACGAGUAGUUGUUACUUCUUCCAUAGCUGCUGUUGCCGAUCUCCAAAGCGAUCCAAAAAAGAUUUAUGAUGAAGAUAGCUGGAAUUCUAUCACCUACGAACAAGGUUUACAAAAUGGUAUUUUAGCUUAUGUUGCUUCUAAAAAGUUUGCUGAAUUGGCUAUUUAUGACUUCAUUAAAGAGGAAAAGCCAACUUUUAAAGUCUCAACAGUUCAACCAGUGUAUGUAUUUGGUCCUCAAGCUUAUGGUAUUGAUGGUGCAUUGAACGUUUCUGCCCAAUUUGUUAAUUCGAUUGCUCAAUUAGGUCCUCUGGAUAAGAUCACAGAACAAUCAGGCUCUUUUAUUGAUGUUAGAGAUGUCGCUAAGGCUCAUAUAGUGGCAUUUGAAAAGGAUGAAGCUAUUGAUCAAAGAUUGGUUUUGGUCAGUGAACCAUUUUCAUUUGAUGGUAUUGCUCGUGUUAUCAAUGAAAACUUCCCUGACUCCAAGGUUCCUAAAGGUGAUUUAGCCAAGGAUGAAGAAUUAAAGAAGAAUGUUCAUAAUUAUAAUACCUCCAAAACCCACAAGAUCCUUGGAUUUGACUUUAUUCCUUUUGAACAAUCCAUUAUUGAAUCUGUUAAGCAAAUUUAUGAAUCAAAGUAAUAAUCACUUUCUGGUAUAUAAUAUAUUAAAUAUUAAAGUUUUAUAUUCACGAAUAUUAUAAAUGUAACUAGUUG